Dryobates pubescens (Downy woodpecker) is the source of this 795-nucleotide messenger RNA. RefSeq names its product SSU72 homolog, RNA polymerase II CTD phosphatase (gene SSU72). Lineage: Eukaryota; Metazoa; Chordata; Aves; Piciformes; Picidae. The transcript has 5 exons. Gene Ontology annotation, cellular component: mRNA cleavage and polyadenylation specificity factor complex; nucleus. Gene Ontology annotation, molecular function: RNA polymerase II CTD heptapeptide repeat phosphatase activity. Gene Ontology annotation, biological process: termination of RNA polymerase II transcription. The coding region runs from base 99 to 683 and encodes 194 amino acids. The record is from RefSeq and is a predicted model, not a curated record.
CCGCCGGGCGCCCGCCGCCAUUUUGUGCGAGCCGCGGCCGGGGGCUGAGAGCGUUUGGGGAGCUGCGGGGAGGGAGCUGGGCUCUUUCCGGCGCCGCCAUGCCUUCCUCGCCGCUCCGCGUGGCCGUGGUGUGCUCCAGCAACCAGAACCGUAGCAUGGAGGCGCACAACAUCCUCAGCAAACGAGGAUUCAGCGUCCGCUCCUUCGGCACGGGGACUCACGUGAAACUGCCCGGACCGGCCCCAGACAAGCCGAAUGUUUAUGAUUUCAAAACAACAUAUGAUCAGAUGUACAAUGAUCUGCUUAGGAAAGACAAAGAACUAUACACACAGAAUGGAAUUUUACACAUGUUGGACAGGAAUAAGAGGAUCAAGCCCCGGCCAGAAAGAUUCCAGAACUGCAAAGAUGUUUUUGACUUGAUCCUAACGUGUGAAGAAAGAGUCUAUGAUCAAGUAGUAGAAGAUCUAAAUUCCAGAGAACAGGAGACGUGUCAGCCAGUCCAUGUGAUCAAUGUGGACAUUCAGGAUAACCACGAGGAGGCAACCCUGGGAGCUUUCCUUAUCUGUGAACUCUGCCAGUGUAUACAGCACACAGAAGACAUGGAAAAUGAAAUAGAUGAGCUGUUACAGGAAUUUGAAGAGAAAAGUGGAAGGACUUUUCUUCAUACUGUCUGCUUUUAUUAAAGCACAUCUGUCUCCUAGGCCUUAAUCCAGAUGAGGGAAGCAUGUGUUUCAAGCUCUGCUGAUACUGUAUUUUCCUGCAACAUGAAUAUUGAUUUCUCUCUUUUGUUUGUUU